Eucalyptus grandis is the source of this 1109-nucleotide messenger RNA. Its product is annotated as probable cysteine protease RD19D. Gene Ontology annotation, cellular component: lysosome. NCBI's taxonomy places the organism in Eukaryota, Viridiplantae, Streptophyta, Magnoliopsida, Myrtales, Myrtaceae. The coding region runs from base 6 to 1109 and encodes 367 amino acids. Gene Ontology annotation, molecular function: cysteine-type endopeptidase activity. The record is from RefSeq and is a predicted model, not a curated record. The transcript has 4 exons.
CAACCAUGUCGCUGCUCCAACCCAACCCACCUCCAUCUCGCGCCAUCGCCGUCAUCGCGCUGGCACUCUCAUUCACACUCUGCUCGUCGUCGCCGGCUAUCUUCCAGGUCACGGAGCACAACCCUCUCCUCACCACCGAGCGCAGGUUCCAUAUCUUCAUGCGCAAGUACGGCAAGAGCUACUCCACCCGGGAGGAGUACGCGCGCCGCCUCGGUAUCUUCGCGGGGAACCUGGUACGGGCCGCCGAGCACCAGGCCCUUGACCCCACGGCUGUCCACGGCGUCACCCCCUUCUCCGACCUCUCUCCCGAGGAGUUUGAGAUGCUCUACACCGGCGUCAGGGGUGGCGGAGGUAGCCUGGGGUCCUCCUCGAACGGCGUCGCCUCGGCAGUGGCGACGGAGGAGGAGGUGAAUGGAUUGCCGGAGAGCUUCGACUGGCGAGAGAAGGGGGCUGUCACUGAGGUCAAAAUGCAAGGUGUGUGUGGUUCAUGCUGGGCCUUCAGCACUACAGGAGCUGUCGAAGGAGCCAACUUCAUCGCCACCGGGAAGCUUCUCAAUCUUAGCGAGCAGCAGCUCGUCGACUGCGAUAGCACGUGCGAUUUGUCGGACAAGACGGCGUGCGACAGUGGCUGCCACGGAGGUCUUAUGACGAACGCAUACAGGUACUUGAUUGAGGCAGGUGGGCUGGAAGAGGAGAGCUCGUAUCCUUACACUGGGAAACGCGGGGAGUGCAAGUUUGAAUCGGAUAAGAUAGCCGUCCGGGUGGUGAAUUUUACCACCAUCCCCGUCGACGAGGACCAGAUAGCAGCGCAUUUGGUUAAGCAUGGUCCCCUUGCAGUGGGGCUGAACGCGGUCUUCAUGCAAACCUAUAUCGGGGGCGUCUCGUGCCCAAUCAUCUGCGGCAAGAGAUGGGUCAACCACGGGGUGCUCCUUGUCGGCUACGGGGCGAAGGGGUUCUCCAUCAUCAGGCUCGGCAACAGGCCGUAUUGGAUCAUAAAGAACUCGUGGGGGAAGCGCUGGGGAGAGCACGGGUACUACCGGCUUUGCCGCGGCCAGGGCAUGUGCGGGAUGAACACCAUGGUUUCUGCUGUUGUGACCCGAGCAUUCUAG